This is a messenger RNA of Sceloporus undulatus (fence lizard), 1527 nucleotides long. RefSeq lists its product as uncharacterized. Bases 1 to 1527 code for a protein of 508 amino acids. Lineage: Eukaryota; Metazoa; Chordata; Lepidosauria; Squamata; Phrynosomatidae. Gene Ontology annotation, molecular function: nucleic acid binding; zinc ion binding. The transcript is spliced from 3 exons. The record is from RefSeq and is a predicted model, not a curated record.
AUGGAGCCUAACCCAGGGGUGCCCUCGGCGGGCAUUGGAGCCACGCCCACACUGGUGGAGAAUGCGGGCACGCCCCUUGGGGCGGGGCCUGGACCCGCGGCUCCAGAUAAUUGGAUGGUGUGGUUUACGGAGCAACAGAGAGUUUUGUUGCAACAAGUAUCCGCUCACCAGUUGCAAAUAUUGGAUCAAUUGUAUGCGGCGCAGCAAGCAGCCCAAACCCGAAUGAUGAAUCAAAUUGCAGAAAUGUUACGGACCCCAAGGGGAGGAGCGGCCCCAACAGGGGCCGGGUCCUGGGCAGAAGCUAAUCCCUGGAAGUUAACAAAAAUGGGGCCCCAGGAUGAUGCGGAGGCUUUUAUCAACACCUUUGAGCGUAUCGCUACAGCCGCCAAGUGGCCUCGGGACCAGUGGGCCCUGCUACUUGCUCCCUGCUUGACAGGCCCUGCUCAGGAAGCGGUAGACACACUCCCUCCAACAGACGCCAAAGACUAUGAUAGAGUCAAAGAGGUGAUACUACAUACUUUAAACAUUUCGGAAGAUACUUAUAGGAGGAGACUACGGGAGCUAAGAUGGGCCCCAGGCCUGCACCCCCGCACCUUAGGCCAGAAGGUGAAGGCAAAUGCCCUUCGUUGGCUAAAGCCUGCAGUACGUUCUGCUACCGAGGUGGCUGAGCAGAUAAUGAUUGAACAAUAUGUGAUGGCGCUUCCCUCAUCAGCGCGCAACUGGGUGAGAUGCCAUCGGCCACAAGCUCUGGACGAAGCUAUGCUCUUAAUGGAAGCAUUUGCCACGGCGGAGGAGAGCGAGUUUGGCCGGAGUAGGAGGCCCGUAGAUGGAGUAGGGGUAAAGGGGAUGCGCCCAGCUCCGGAUGUCGGGCUCAAGUCAAAGGGCCAUGGGGCUGAAACUCACGAGGACAAGAAAAGCGGUCGAGGAGGAGAAGGACUAAGCAAGCCCGCCUUGGCUCCCGCCUUCAGGGAAAGGGUGCAAAAGCCUUUGACCUGUUUUUCCUGCGGCCUGGAGGGCCACCUGAGACGGGACUGCCCCAUGAUGGAAUGCUCCUGGGCCGAUACCUGGGAAGCAGCGCAGGCUUGGAGAGAAAGAGAGGCCUUGUGGGCUGAGGAGACAGAGGAGGAAGGUUCAGAGCCGGACGAGGAUCUAGGUGCCGGGUGGGAGGACGCCGGGACUCAUCAGGAGUUACCCGUGAUGACUCCCCUGAGCUCACACCAACAACAGCAGGGACCAUGGAUGCUCGAUCGCCCGUCAACCCUCUUAACAGGGGGGUCAUGUAAAGAGAAGAGGGAAGAGGGUCGGGUUGAGCGGGCGAGAGGAGGGCUUCAGGACCCAGGGGAGAGGGAAGACAGACCGGGAAAGGAGGAAGACCAGCUGGAUCCAAGAAGGGAAUCAGAGACCCCACCUUGGGGGUGGGAAGGAGCCACUGGAGGGUUAAUAAGGAGAAAGGGAGAGGCGAAAGGGGGGGCGGAGAUUUGGCGGAAGAUGGAGACGCGGAGAGAGGGACGGAGAAGGGAAAGCUGA